CUCUCUCUCUCUCUCUCACUCUCUCUCUCUCUCUCUCUACUUCUAUAAAUCUUUCUGUUCUUCAUUCUCUUUUGGUUAAUUUUAUUUCUCUAUCCCAAAAGUAUAAAUUCUCAUUGUGUUAUGGUUUUAGUUAUGGAUGAUGAAGAGAGUAAUAACGUAGAAAGGUUUGACGACGUCGUUUUGCCAGGGUUUAGGUUUCAUCCCACAGAUGAAGAACUCGUAAGUUUCUACUUGAAACGGAAAGUUCUACACAAAUCUCUUCCCUUUGAGCUCAUCAAGAAAGUUGACAUUUACAAAUACGACCCAUGGGACCUCCCAAAGCUUGCGGCGAUGGGGGAGAAAGAGUGGUACUUUUACUGUCCAAGAGACAGGAAAUAUCGUAAUAGCACGAGGCCUAACCGAGUAACCGGAGGUGGAUUCUGGAAAGCAACCGGAACAGACCGGCCUAUAUACUCGUUGGACUCGACUCGAUGUAUCGGUUUGAAAAAAUCGCUUGUCUUCUAUCGUGGUCGAGCUGCUAAAGGAGUUAAAACCGAUUGGAUGAUGCACGAGUUUCGUCUCCCUUCUCUCUCUGACUCUCAUAACUCAUCAUAUCCCAACUACAAUAACAAGAAGCAACAACAUAACGACAACAGCAAAGAGAUACCUUCAACUGAUGCUUGGGCGAUUUGCAGAAUAUUCAAGAAGACGAAUUCAGUAUCCUCACAAAGAUCAAUCACACAGUCUUGGCUUUAUCCGACGGUUCCUGAGACCAACCAAUACAACUCACAGUCACAAACCGCGACUCUCUUGGCUUCAACAGACGUUCUCAGCAACAUAGCAACAAGACAAAACCAUGUCUCUUCUCCAGUCAACGAACCCGCAAGCUUCACUGAAUCAGCCGCUGCUUAUUUCGCGUCUCAGAUGCUCGGAGUUCCGUACAACACAGCUAGAAACAGCGGAACAGGAGAUGCUAUAUUCUUGAGAAACAGUGAAACAGGGGAUGCUCUGUUUUUUAGCAACAACGAGACUAACUACUUCAAUAACAUGACUCAUGAGCUUUCGAAUGUACGAUCAUUGGUGGAGUCUGGUUUCGAGACGAGGGCCGGUGAGAUGUCGGCCACGUCGUACUCCACUAACAAUUAAGAUGUACUAUUAACACUUGAACCAGUGUAGGACAUUGCUAAUAGUAUGUAUUAAUUUUUAAUUAUCUUAUUAAUGUUGCUUUGGUUUUUGUUUCUUGGAGACCAAAAAGAAAAGAAAAACAAAGACUUGCUUUGCUUCGUAUAGCUUUCGGCCUUUUGAAGUAACCUAAUCUUGGACAAUGUAACUUCUGUUUAGUUUUUUCUUUUCUUAAAAGACU
This is a messenger RNA of Thlaspi arvense, 1342 nucleotides long. Lineage: Eukaryota; Viridiplantae; Streptophyta; Magnoliopsida; Brassicales; Brassicaceae. The record is from the annotation of a GenBank genome assembly.